AUGUCGUUGAUGCCUAUGUGGAUUAAGGCUUGGGACUGCUCUGCCUCGCCUGCAAAGAUCCCAAAAUUCCUGUUGCUGGGGUUUUCCUCACCCCCAGAGUCAAUAAAAUGGAGGCUCCGCUUGGAAAUCGUCUUGUUUGAGAGUGUGUAUGGUGUCGAGGUACAGGACCGUAUUUUCAAAGAAAGCACAGCAAGCCUCCAAGAAGGGCGCGAAGAAAAUUAUCAAGAAGGCGGCAGGAAGAGGAAGCGGUCCAGGAAAGAAAGUUACUCCAUCUACAUCUACAAAGUGAUGAAGCAGGUUCACCCCGACACCGGCAUCUCCUCCAGGGCCAUGAGCAUCAUGAACUCGUUCGUCAACGAUAUUUUCGAGCGCAUCGCGGGGGAGGCUUCCCGCCUGGCCCAUUACAACAAGCGCAGCACCAUCAGCUCCCGGGAGAUCCAGACCGCCGUGCGGCUGCUGCUGCCCGGGGAGCUGGCCAAGCACGCCGUGUCGGAGGGCACAAAGGCGGUGACCAAGUACACCAGCUCCAAGUGA
Messenger RNA from Hemiscyllium ocellatum (epaulette shark), 534 nucleotides. RefSeq names its product late histone H2B.L4-like. Gene Ontology annotation, cellular component: nucleosome. Bases 1 to 534 code for a protein of 177 amino acids. Gene Ontology annotation, molecular function: structural constituent of chromatin; protein heterodimerization activity; DNA binding. The transcript is spliced from 3 exons. The record is from RefSeq and is a predicted model, not a curated record. Lineage: Eukaryota; Metazoa; Chordata; Chondrichthyes; Orectolobiformes; Hemiscylliidae.